Messenger RNA from Grus americana (Whooping crane), 2855 nucleotides. RefSeq names its product protein spire homolog 1-like. NCBI's taxonomy places the organism in Eukaryota, Metazoa, Chordata, Aves, Gruiformes, Gruidae. Gene Ontology annotation, cellular component: cell cortex; cytoplasmic vesicle membrane. The transcript has 17 exons. Gene Ontology annotation, molecular function: actin binding. The coding region runs from base 532 to 2124 and encodes 530 amino acids. The record is from RefSeq and is a predicted model, not a curated record. Gene Ontology annotation, biological process: actin filament network formation; intracellular transport; actin filament polymerization.
CGCGCCGAUCCCCGCGGCAGGGCCUUCAGCCCGCAGGCCCGGUGGAGGCGGGCAAAGCGGCGCAGGGGCUGCUCGCCCUGGGGGUCCCCAGCGCCGGGGUGUCUUUACACCUUCCCGGCACAGCAUAGCUCGGGUGCUGCUGGGUACCCGGCACGCCAGAGCCGCGGGAAUGAAGCCCCCAGGCUUCCCCUGCCCCCCAUGGCUGCGGGGAGCUCCGGGCCUCCCGCCUGGCAGGACCGGGCCCGGCAGGUCCCCUGCGCUGCGGGCGGGAGCGGGAAGGCCCUUCUCGGGACCCAGCCAAGCACCGUGGGCAGGCUGAUGCCCGAGGCAGGAUGCUGGCAGCAUUCAGCAGUCAGAGGACAAGCUGCUGGAGUACUUGGGAGUGGUGAUUUAUGAAGCCCUGGACUGGGGAAUUGACAGCCAAGUGGAGCGAGAACUGAGUGAUCCUUUGGAGAAACUGCUGUGCCUCAUGUUGAAACUGGAUGAUGAGGCAAUGAAACCAGCAGUCACCCUGCAGGAUGUUAUCAAGGUAUGAGAAACUUCCCACCCCUCAGUCUGAUCAGGGCAGGGGAGAAGAACAGGACAAGUGACUCCGCCUGCUGUGUUUUGUUGCGAUUUGUCUGCACUGGAGGCUUCUCCUUCCGGGCCUGUGAGGAGCACUUGACCAGGCCUUCUGAGGCUACUAGCCAUUAUGAAAUGACCUGUAGGAGUCUGUUUACUGAAUAUAUGGAACUUCAGAAGCUUGUGACCAUCAUCCAGACCUCCAAAGAGAGUCUGAGAAAAAUUGAUGUGGAAGAUUCAGUGGAAAAUCCCCUUCAGAAGAAGGAAAAACACUGGGCAUCCCUGUGGCCCAACGUCAUCCGUGAACUGCAGAAUGGUGUGAGGCUGCGCAAGGCCACUGAGCGACCACAGCAUCACGUGCCUCCAAAAGAAACUGUCCGCUCUCCCUUUGAAUUACUUUUGGAUGAUAUUCGGCACAAGAGGUACACCCUUCAGAAGGUGAUCAUCGAGCAAAAACACAGGACCCCCAAAGUUGAUGUAGCUGCUCCCAAGCCUCAUCUAAAACCUGUGCUGGAGAGGAAGCUGAAAGAGUGUGUGCCAUGGGAGUCCAGCUGGCAUGAACACCUCAUGGCAGGAGUAAAACGACCACAAAAGCUUUUGUCUUCUGCAGCAAGGGAAAAUGGGAGCACGCCCAAAGAAACGCUUGUGACACCAAAUACUGCCUUGAAAUCUCCAAGCGAUAGAUUCUUAACUCUCCAAGAUGCCAGUACCAAGUUUAAAAUUGUCAACGCUGCAACACAACAGCUGGGACCAGGAGUUCAGGAAACAGCUCCCAAGCUGCCUUCCAGCACCUGGCUUGCCUCAACUAGGUCAUCAGUAAUAUCCCACAACAGCACAGGUCAGUGCACUUCCAGCUGCACAUCUAAACCAGGUCUCACCGCAAAUUGCGAAUGUCCUCCCAUGAGUGCACCCACACUAGGAGACAUUAAACCUAAUGGUUUCCUGAAUGCUGGCCAACAGCAGCUGCCUCCUUACAGAGGAAGGUCCAAAUCUUUAGAGAGAGGCCUUCAAAGCAAGGAACUUGACUGUCCCUUUCCUACCAAGUGGCCAUCACCAACCAUUGCUGAGCUGAUUGGAACCAGAUAUGCCAUGAUGGUGCUGGAAGGGCAGGGCUUCUUCCAAGGAGGUAGUGAUGGUGUCUUUCCAAAAGCAAAGAUCUGUUUCAGCUGCCAUAAGCAGAUGUUUCUUAAGUGGCCUUACAGCUGUUACCUCUGCAGCAGAGUUGUCUGCUGUGACUGCUGCAUCAAGAUGUCCAUGCCCUUCAGAACGUGUGUACAUCUCCCACUUCACCUCAUAAAACUUUUGAGACUCUCCAGAGAGGAAGACCCAGCUACUCAAGAGCGGAAGAGCUCAGAGUUGCUGCAUGAAAUAGAGCACUGGGAGUGUUUUGGCGUACCCAUUGUUUUGGAACCCCAUUGCCUAGCACAGCCUCUGUGCUGUUACACAGGGACCAUGGCAGACUGGCUGACUGCAGACAUCUGUACGCGAUGUGAGCAGUAUCUGUUGAACAUGGCUUCCAGUCAACAGCAGAGCAUCCCUCUCAGGAGAAUUUCCUGGCCUUGAACCAAACUGGAAUGACUCUACCAUACAUUUCUCCUGUCACCUGUUCUGUACCUGAAGUAAAUGAAACAGCUUUAUGCACCUACUGACAUAAAGGCCUGAAUAAGAGACCUCCCUGCUGGUUAGUCUAAGCAGGAAGCACAGUUAGUAUUUAUGUAUUGUGAAGUAUUAAAAAGCUUUGUGGGUUUUAGAACUGUUUUAAUUCUUUUUAUGUGUCUUUGGGGAAAAUAAAUGUUGAAGCACUAUCAUGCCUCUAGCAUUUCCUCCUUUGCACCUGCAGUUGUCAUUAUUCUGUGGCACUGUUUGCAUUCAUUGCUGAGCAGACUUCACCCUACAUAAUGAGUAAGGGAAACUUUUAACCUAAAACCUCAAUUCCUGAGAGACUUGGGAAGUGGAGCUCUCAGUUAAUGCAAUAACAUCACCAUGCAUUUUGCAAUCACUUAUGCCUUCCUGAUAACUCACUAAAAAUCACUUAAAACUCACUGCUCCGAUGCAUUUAAUGCUGCAGCAAUGGCUGUCAGGCAGCCUGCCCAGUCUGCUUGCAUAGGAAGCUAGCUCUUGAUUUGGUUUUUGUCUGUGUGCUAGCUGGCCUUUGCCACCAGAGCCCUCUGGUGCAUGUCACUGAAGCAUCUAGUAUAUCUCAGUGCCAUCAUCACCUGAGGGGCAGACAGUUGUUCUCAAGAGAUUCUUGCUCUUUCUAUUGGCCUUAAGCUUUGCCCUGAGCUAAACUGGAC